Messenger RNA from Pollicipes pollicipes, 2834 nucleotides. RefSeq names its product DNA excision repair protein ERCC-6-like 2. Gene Ontology annotation, molecular function: ATP binding. NCBI's taxonomy places the organism in Eukaryota, Metazoa, Arthropoda, Thecostraca, Pollicipedomorpha, Pollicipedidae. Bases 231 to 2834 code for a protein of 867 amino acids. The record is from RefSeq and is a predicted model, not a curated record. The transcript is spliced from 20 exons.
GUUCGGCUGAGGGGGGACUUGGAUGUGUAUUGCACACCAUGUUAUGAAGAUUGAUGGCAUAUAAAUCAGUUAGCAACAUUUAAGUAAUUAAGACUUUGUUCCAAUCAUGCUAAAUUCUAAGAUGCAAUAGUCCAUGAUUUCUUCUGUCACAAACACUUUGGUUGUCAGAUGUUUACAUUUAACAGAAGAUUUUAAGCCCAGCCCAAAUAAACAGGCAGUUUUAGGUGAACAUGGAAGACUCAGACACAGAGGAAGGCUGUCUUGUGCUGGAAGUAAAAGACAAUUUGAAUGUUCAGGUGCCUGGCUCCAUCAACAAUUACCUACGGCCAUACCAGCGUGAGGGUGUUAAGUUCCUCUACCGUCAGUACAGCCAGAAUGCUGGAGCCAUCCUGGCUGAUGAUAUGGGUCUGGGUAAAACCAUCCAGUCCAUAGCAUUCAUAUCAGCCAUCCUUGGCAAAUCAGACGCGGCCGACAGGCGGGAAACGCCGUCCUUUCUGCAGAGCCUGGAUAGCGCGACGGCGGUGGCGCCGCCCUGUCGGCCGUCGCCCGUACUCGUCAUUUGUCCGGCGGCCGUGCUGUACAACUGGGUGGCCGAGCUGGGUACCUGGGGCCGCUUCGACGUCGGCUUGUUCGUGGGGAAGAAGAGAUCGGAGACUCUGAGAUCCGCGCGAAACGGAACGGUUGAUGUCGUCAUGUCUUCCUUCGAGGCGGCGCGGGAUCACGUGACCGCGCUGAACGGCCCCAAUUGGUCGGUCGUCAUUGUGGAUGAGGUGCACCGGCUCAAGUCGAUGACAUCACUGGUGACGCAGGCGCUGGGCCGGCUGGAGUGUCGCCGACGCGUCGGUCUCUCCGGCACCGUUGUGCAGAAUGACCUGCGCGAGUUCUGGUGUGUGCUGGACUGGGCCAACCCAGGCUGCCUCGGGACUUCCGAGCAGUUCGUGAACGAUUUCGUGAGACCCAUAGAGCGAGGCCGGCGGCGCUGCGCCGUCAAACGGGAGGUGGCCGAGUCGUGGCGCCGCCGCGAGCUGCUCACCACCCUCCGGCAGCGCUGGCUGCUGCGCCGCACCAAGGCGCUCAUCGCCAAUCAGUUGCCCAACAAGACGGACCAGAUUGUCUACUGCCCGCCGUCUGAGUUCCAGCGGGAGGUAUACAGGACCGUCCUGGCCUCACCGGACGUACAGAUGCUGCUGCAGCGGACCAAGCCCUGCUUCUGCCGCAGCGGAAGGAAGGCCAGCAGGUGCUGCCUCAGGCGCGGCCGAGACUCCGCAGCUCCCUCCUCGCUGGCGUUCUCCUACAUCGCACUGCUGCUGAAGAUCAGCAACCACCCGUAUCUGCUGACGCCCCGGCCUGGCGCCGCCACGGAGCAGCAGAACGUGCUGGCGCGCCAGGUUUGCCGGUUGGUUUUCGAGAGGUUUCCGGAAUUCGCCAGCAUGAGUCGUAUUCAGGCGUUCCGGGCCUUAUCUGACCCGAAGUAUUGCGGUAAAAUGAAGGUGCUUAUUGCCUUGAUCGACCAUUUUCGGCAACGAUCUCAGAAGAUCCUUAUAUUUUCUUAUUCGACGAGGAUGCUGAAGAUUAUACGAGCCUAUGUCUCGAACCAGGGGUACGAGCUGACGUACAUUGACGGCGAGACGGCGGCGGCGGAGCGGCCGCGCCUGUGCGCCGAGUUUAGCCGCCGGCCGCAGUGGGCCGUGGCGCUAGUGUCGACCCGCGCCGGCGGUCAGGGACUCAACAUCACCGGCGCCACGGCCGUGGUCGUGUUUGACCCCAGCUGGAACCCGGCGCACGACCUGCAAGCGCAGGACAGGGCAUACCGGCUGGGCCAGGCGCGGGACGUCAGCGUGUUCCGACUGGUGUCGGCCGGCACCAUCGAGGAAAACAUCUACCUCCGACAGGUGAGGCGCCAGCAGCUGUCCCCUGCUGACCACGAGCGGCAGCUGUCCCCUGCUGAUCACGAGCGGCAGGUGAAGCGCCAGCAGCUGUCCCCGCUGAUCACGGGCGGCAGCGCCUCCUCACCAGCCACGGUACGGCACGCCGCCCUCUACCGACGGGCGGGCGAGGCGGGGCGGGGCGGCACCGCCGGCUGGAGCGCCUCCUCACCAGCCACGGUACGGCACGCCGCCCUCUACCGACGGGCGGCGCGGGGCGGAGCGGGGCGGCACCGCCGGCUGGAGCGCCUCCUCACCGGCCACGAGCAGGAGGCGACGGCCGCGCUGCCCACCGUACAGACCGGCGUGGCCGGCCUCACGGUCAGCGACUACACGACAGUGGCGCCCUCCGACGACGAGCAGGUGCUGACAUCUGGAGACGAGGUGGAGGCACCGUCGCCGUCGGAGACUGCCCAAACCCGAACACCUAGCACGGCGCCCCUGGAUGCCGCACUUAAAUCGUGCGGUGUGCAGCACACGCACGGUAACGCGGCCCUGGUGGGCGCCAGCCGCGUGGAGGAGCACGUGGCGCGCCAGGCGGCCCGGGCCGUGUUCGUCCUCGGGGACGGCACCCAGGAGCCGGCCGAGUGGUGCGCGCCACUCCGCCGACAGGCGGGACCGGUCCGACCGUCUGCCCGCAAGCGAGCCGCCACGGACGCCCGGUAUGCGCCCAUCCAGCCCGUGUCGUGGACCCGGUGCCAACGCUGCCUGCAAAACACCGCAAAACCACCGACAGAGCGGGCCGACACCGCGGGCGCGUCACUGUUCGCUUCUCGCAUCGACCUGGGACGAGCGCUGCUCGCGCCGGGGGGCCAGCGGGCGGCGGGUGGGCGGUGGUCGCCGCUCGGGAGGUCUGACCCACUGCUUGGCCGCUGGCUGCGCGACGGCAAGGUGUCGAUCGUCCAAUGA